UACGCAUAGUCCGUCAACAACAAAAUCACGUUGAAACAUACCAAAUCGCGAACACGCGAGUUUUCAUUCACUCAGUGCAGAUUUUCCUAGACGUGACACCGGGUGUUUCUUUCUUUUACGAUUUUCCAACAAGUCGAAUUUAAUAUUUUUAAACAUUUUUCGCCGUAGUGUUCUUUUCUUCUUAUUAUUUUUUUUUUUCAAAUUGCAAGAAUCUGGUAGUCUUACCAGAUUUAAAUUCGAUGAUUGAGUUUAUUUCUUUUGAUAGUCGAGUAAAUUAUUCCAAAUGCAAAGUUAUACUUACGUUUUCCAGACGAAAAAAUGAAUAUCAUUACGUUAUUCUGCGUAUUUUCCGACUCAUGCCUGUAAAUUGAUCGAAAUUCACGAAAAAUUGAUCGCAAGAGAGCUGUCCAGUGAUUUUAUGACUACCUAUGUACAAUGGAUGGGUGUAACCAGUCAUAUAGUACCUUCAUGCCAUCUGAAAUUUUUUGCAAUUGGACUCAAGACGCGUUACUAUGCUGGCCGGCCACCAAAGCCAAUACUACAGUAGAACAACCAUGUCCUAAGAUGAAAGGAAGUGAUACCACGAAAAUAGUGAGAAAAUAUUGUGGAGAAAAUGGCGAAUGGGACUCUCGCGCAAAUAUCACAAACUGGACCAAUUACACCGGAUGUUUCACCAAAGAAAUAUUGCUGUUGCUUGAACGGAUUCAAAAUAUGUCUCCUAACGAAUUCGAGAGGAGAAUUGAUGUUGCUAAGAUUGUCAGAAUUCUUGAAGUUGUGGGUUUGACAGCAUCAUCAAUUAUAUUGGUUUUAAGCAUUUCUAUUUACUAUCUGUUUGGAAAUUUGAAAAAUGAUAGAACGCUUAUUCAUAAAAACUUAUUUAUGGCUGCCUUGGGAGCUGUUUUGAUGAAACUACUUAUCUGCAUCGAUCAAAUACUCACCGGAUACGGUAACAUUCUACCGACGAAUUCAGGCGUUGAUGGCACACCAUUCCUUUGCGAAGUAUCAUACAUCUUACUAGAGUACUGCAAAUCUUCAACAUACAUGUGGAUGUUCAUAGAAGCGUCACAUUUAUACAAUGCGGUAGCAGUUACCGCAACCCCACUGUCUUUCAAAAAAUCCUACUUGCUUCUUGGUUGGUUUCUUUCGGCAGUGUUUGUGGUUGUAUGGGUAACAAUAAUGAUCUCAAAACCACAAAGUCACUGUUGGUAUGCAUACAAUUAUAAUCCAUUGUACUGGAUUCUAGAAGGACCAAGAAUAUUCGCUUUGGUGGUGAAUACCAUCUACUUGAUCAAUAUUGUAAAAGUGGUUGUCGUCAAGGUUCGAAAUAACCAUACUCAAACGAAUGAAGUCGAGAAAAUAAAAAAAACGUUAAAAGCGACAUUAGUAUUGCUGCCAUUAUUGGGAAUCACCAAUUACCUUUCACACAUCGAACCACAACUGGAUUGUCCUCUAUGGUACUUCGAGCUUUACACUUUCAUGUCGUACUUUUUAAAUUCUUUUCAAGGAAUGUUGAUCGGAUUACUGUACUGCCUUUUAAAUCAAGAAGUUAAAGAAACCGUUUUAAACAGAAUUAGAGUAAGAUACUCAUCCGCAAGCAGCGAGCUGCCACAAGUUUCAGUGAAUAUUCGAAAAAAUGACUGCAACGAGCAAGUGGUAGAGACGAUAGAAAAUUUAAUUCUAAAAUUUUGACAUUUUGUAUUCAUGGUGCCCUUCGAAUACCAAACUUUUUGUUUCUCUCAAAAAUAACCAACUACGUGUACUUAUAUCGAUAUUUAUGUGUUUGUUAUGUGUGUUUUAUAAUUUCAUUAUAUUUGUAAUAAAGGUAACCUACCGAA
This is a messenger RNA of Planococcus citri (citrus mealybug), 1835 nucleotides long. It is a transcript of the gene Pdfr, whose product is annotated as Pigment-dispersing factor receptor. The transcript has 11 exons. Gene Ontology annotation, molecular function: G protein-coupled peptide receptor activity. The record is from RefSeq and is a predicted model, not a curated record. Gene Ontology annotation, cellular component: plasma membrane. Lineage: Eukaryota; Metazoa; Arthropoda; Insecta; Hemiptera; Pseudococcidae. The coding region runs from base 436 to 1689 and encodes 417 amino acids. Gene Ontology annotation, biological process: adenylate cyclase-modulating G protein-coupled receptor signaling pathway; cell surface receptor signaling pathway.